Messenger RNA from Lycium barbarum (goji berry), 2160 nucleotides. RefSeq lists its product as uncharacterized. Bases 418 to 1629 code for a protein of 403 amino acids. The record is from RefSeq and is a predicted model, not a curated record. The transcript has 6 exons. NCBI's taxonomy places the organism in Eukaryota, Viridiplantae, Streptophyta, Magnoliopsida, Solanales, Solanaceae.
CCACUUUCCCCUACCCAUACAUUUUUAUUCUGUCACUACUCCUCUCUCUCUCCUCCAUUUUUCAACUGCAAUUUCUAUCUGCAAAAAAUAAUAAUUUCUCUCUUUAUACAACAUUCACAUGCCCUUGAUUAUCAUAUAUAUAUAAACAUUUUGAUCUGAGAGUCAACAUUUGCUAGGGUUUAUUCAAAAUCCUUCAUAAACUCACAAUUCGUCGAAUUCCCACAAAAAAAAAAAAACAAUUUUUUUUUUUAAUUUUGUUUAUCUGUGGCUAAUUUUUCCUCGUUUGAUUCAUUUCUACGAGUAUCAAUUAGCCCAUUCAACCCUUAAUUUCUAUAAUCCACAUAUACAUAUAUAGAAAAAAGGUUUUUUUUUUUUUUUUUUUUUGAUUUUAGGGUUUUUCAUUUGAUAUAAAGAGAUAUGAUGGGGAGUGGAUUACAGUUUAAUCGUAGUUUUAACGGUGAAGAUCGGUUUUAUAGUGCUGCUAAAGCUCACCGUAAUGUUAAUCGGAGUUUUAACGGUGCUGACGUGUCAGUUAAGAGUGACGUGGCUGUUAACCCCAAAAUGAAGGCCGAUGAGUCGCCGGAGGAUUUGCCGGUGGCCGGAAAGUUGUCGCCGGCGGCGGCGGCGGAGGGUGUUUUGGGGAUAUGUAAUUUAGAGCGGUUUUUGAAAUCUGUUACUCCUUCAGUACCUGCUCAGUUUCUAUCUAAGACAACUAUGAGGGGUUGGAAGACGUGUGAUGCGGAGUUUCAGCCUUACUAUGUGCUUGGUGACUUAUGGGAGUCUUUUAAAGAAUGGAGUGCAUAUGGAGCUGGAGUUCCGUUGGUGUUGACUGAAGGUGAUAGUGUAGUUCAGUACUAUGUGCCCUAUUUGUCUGGUAUUCAGUUGUAUGGUGACCCUACAAAGGCUUCAGUCAAAACAAGUAGGCGACCAGGUGAGGAAAGUGAUAGUGACUAUUUUCGGGAUUCUAGUAGUGAUGGAAGCAGUGACUCUGAACACGAGAGACGUUGCUUGAAUUAUACAAGGGAGCAAUGGUUGUAUCAUAGCCAAACAAGUGAAAGCUCUCUUAGUGUAGACGGUUUGUCAUUAAGAGACAGAAAUGCUACCUUCCAAGAAGGAUUUUCAAGCGAUGAGAGUGAAUCUGGGUCUUCUCAAGGUGCCUUGCUGUUUGAGUAUCUUGCGCACGAUCAUCCUUAUGGCCGUGAACCUUUGGCAGAUAAGAUAUCUGAUCUUGCUCAACGCUUCCCGGAAUUAAAAAUGAUGAGAAGUUGUGAUCUCCUUCCUUCCAGUUGGAUUUCUGUAGCCUGGUAUCCAAUUUACCGGAUACCUACGGGACCUACUUUAAAAGCUUUGGACGCUUGUUUUCUGACCUUUCAUUUUCUUCAUACACCCACAACAGGAAGUCCAUGUGCUCAUGCUGCGGUUGUAACAUGUCCGAGUGAUUCGGAUGGGGCCCCUAAGAUCCCAUUACCUGCUUUUGGCCUUGCUUCAUACAAAUUUAAAGCCUCACUUUGGACUCCAAAUGGCGGACCUGGAAGACAGUUGAUGAGCUUCCUCUUACAGGCUGCUGAUAACUGGCUAACACAGCUUCAGGUCAAUCACCCAGAUUUCAGUUUCUUCUGCCAAAGGUGAAACUAGAUAUUCUCCUCGGUCAGUGGUGAAGAACCACUCUGUGCUUGAUGCAGCUGUUGUUUUUGUGAGGAAGAUAUGGGUUAAGGAUUCACUCUAUAAAAGAAAAAAAAAAGAAAAAAGAAACAGUAAAUGGAAAUCGAGCCCUCAGGCAAGGGCUGAAUAUUGAUGGGGAAGGAGCAGAAAAUAGUAAAGAAACAAAAGUUUGAGGGAAGUUACGAAUAAAAGAUCGGUAACAGAUGACCCGACGAGUAACAAUGCCUAUACAGUGAUCAAAAGACUUUAAGAAAAACGAGUAUAUUAAGAUGGCACCAUAAUGCUCUCAUUUUCGCUUUAUAGUAGAGAGAGCAGGCUGAUUUUGACUGCCCUGAAUUUGUAGGUGUGCUAUUUAUAUUAGCAUCUAUAGGAUUUUAAUAGAGCUACUAUGGUGGAGGAAAUGUAGCUUCCCCAUGUCAUGUACAUUACUUUUUUUUUAUUUAGACUUUAUUUGGUAGUAAUAAUAGAUUAAUAGUUAAAUGGAUUAUUUAGGUAUAA